Molecule: messenger RNA, 768 nt
Organism: Mauremys reevesii (Reeves's turtle)
Lineage: Eukaryota; Metazoa; Chordata; Testudines; Geoemydidae
Gene: CHCHD5
Product: coiled-coil-helix-coiled-coil-helix domain containing 5
Exons: 3
Source: RefSeq, a predicted model, not a curated record
CAUGGCCACGGCUGGGUUUUCGCGCAUGCGGACUGGGUCGGGCCGCGGGCGCGGCGUGUUCCGGGGGUGCUCGGCGCGGCAGCAUGUGAGGAGGCCGCCCUGGAGGUGACGGCGCGGCACUGCCGCAGCGAGCUGGACCAGUACGGGCGCUGCGUGGCCGCCAGCCCCGCCACCUGGCAGCAGGACUGUCACCGGCUGAAGCUGCGCAUGGCCCGCUGCGCCGCCUCCCACCCGAUUGUGCAGAAGAUCCGCCACGACUGCGCUGAGCCCUUCACUGCAUUUGAACAGUGCUUGAAACAGAACCAGGCCUCUGUGAUGAACUGCAACGAACACCUCAACCAGUUCCUGCUGUGCGCUGAGCAGGUGAAGCUAAUGACUUCAGGUGAAUGAAGGCUCAGCUGGAAACUUGAAAUCCCGUAUUCAUCUCCAGCACAGGCAGUCUCCCUGUUAGCCUCCCCAUCUGCCACCCUACCAAAAGUGCCUCCCCUGCCCUAGAGAUUCCUUCCAGGAGUGAGAUUGGAGAUCAGUGUUCAUUCUUCUCUUGGCCUCUCCCCUGAGACUGACAAGAAGUGCCACUUGUAAUGGUGGAUCUUGUGGUAGUGACACUUGACAUGGCGGCAACCAAGAUGGCUCAAGGGACUGGCAACCGUGUCAGGGUUUUUCAUCACAUGGCUGUCAGCUCAAAGUCAUUACCUCAUUUCACAUAGGUCUUCAAAUGGGUAACCACAGUAUUUCUGCGCCCUAAUAAAAUAAUUCUUAAAGACUAAA